CGAAGCUCCAGCACUUUGCUCGGCAAGCUCCAGAAUGCUCUUGCCGGAACCGGCAGCUCGUCUCUGACUAGUAGCGCCAAGCUAGCUGCGACCCUGCAUAAGCCCUACUUAGCGAAGAUCUUAGACGGUGACGUCACGGUAUUAUACGCUGAUGCACUGGCGCAGCGAAACCACACACCGUGGGGCAACGUUUCGGAGUGUAUUCGGGUACUGGUGUAUUUGGCUGGCAGCGCGGUCAUGGAAUUCGAGAAGAAGCAUGGGUCUAGUAGCGAAGAGGAAGAUGAUGAGGGGCUCAGUGACAUUGAUGAAGAAGACGAUGACGACGACUCUGACGGUGAUGACUCUGACGAAGACAACAACUCGAUAACGAGCAAAAGCAAGGGUAAGAAGAAGAACUUAAAACAGAGAGGUGAUCAACGAGGGUCAUCAGAAUUGGAUUUGAUGUUGAAUAAUGUCCGGUAUAAGUCGCCGAUUCAGUUCUUGAGUGGUUUCCUCGGAGAAACGUCUGGCAGCAAUAACGGACGCUUCCCGUCUGUCGAGGACUUGAUUCCUACGGGCGCGGCAGCCAGCAGAUUCGGCGACGUAGAGGCUCAAUCCGGCAGGGGCAACAACACGCUAGCUUCAGCUCGUUUGUCCGUUAACCAACUCCAGGAAAUCGCGCCAGGCACAGCACUAGUUGCCGGCGUCGCUGCUGGAUUGAAGGUGAAGAAGUCCAGACACUUGCUCAGUCCCGAAGCGAGCAAAAGGCGAACGGGCCUGAAGAAGGGCUCCUUUUUGACUGCGGGGGAACUGCUCAUCAAGGAAGCUGUAGAGAUGGAGGCAAAACGUCAACACGCAAUGGAAGUCCGUAGGGAACAAGCCAGGAGUGCCGCUGCAAUGCGAGAACUACAGCAAAUAGAGGCCGCUGCUGCGGACGCUACUGCAGAUGGACUCCGCGGGGUGUCACAGAUGUUGCGCAGCACGGCAGGUGCAAACAAUAUGCAGUUGAUGCUUGCUGGGAAUGGCGACGACGUUCCGUCUCGCAUGGGCGGUGGCUCGAAGAUCAACGCCGUCAGUGUCAUGGACUCCAGCGCUCAUGGGGCUUUGUUGCCCUUCGGAAACUCUUUAGCUCCGGCUUUGGCUUCUGAUUCCGGGGCAUUUGGUGCUGUGAUGAACUUGUUGCCGCACUUGUUGACCCAAAGCGCUUCGGGCCGUCUGAUUCGAGAGGGCGACUUGAGGAAAGCCAGUUGGUCCGAUCCGGCGUUUUAUAGACCUUGGACGACAACGUCGAAUCCCACUACGCGCACCUUAGGGCGCAUUCGUGUGUCUGGUGAAAACGGUUCUCCCGAUGUCUCUCCCGGAGGUGGUGGACGCAAGACUAGAACCACAACUACAGAUGGAACUACCUCUUAUGCCGCCACCAGAGCUAGUAUGGCGGCUGCGAGAGGGAGCAAAGCGGUCGGUACGUCCCACCAAGGAGGCCUAAUCGCUCCAGGACGUGCUAGUAAUAUUAAGUUCGACUCUUCGGAACGACCUGUAAAUGGCGACGAGCAUCCCUUGCUCACUCGUGCCAACGCACCAGCAGGUGGCGUAGCAUCGUUUCGCAUCAAGCCGACGUGGCUGCGACGCCUGCGUGCUUUGGCCAAGGGCGUGGCUGAGCAACUGGGUGAUCACAGUGCCCUGCAUGCCGGAUUGCAGGAUGAGCUGCGACGGAUUGUCACAUCCUCACGCAAUCCAAGACUGUUGGCUGAUCCAACUCCGCAACUGCGUGCUUUCCACUUGAUCGACCGCAAAGUCUGGAUCGGCAAGACGAGCGGUUUAUUAGCCGGCGCUUCUGUGCAGCAAGGCACCAAGAAAAACUCGGCAGGCAAGAACGGUUCUGGCCCAUCGUCGCACGUCAGUUCCCAUAACGCCCUAGGUGGAGGCAACGCGAUGGCGACAGGAGAAACGGUGGAAACGGUCUUAAUUGCCAGCUGUGCGAACAGUGUCGAUGAUCCAGUGAGCCCUCUCAUCGCUAAUGGUCCUAGUUUGGAGGAGAUUCCGAUCUCUUCCAUCGAGUGUGUGGAGGGCGUGCGCCAAUUUGGGAAUCGUCAGAUGGGCUACUGCCUCGCUUGGCACGUGUAUAAGCACUUGGUGCACGAAUCUCUAGCAAGGGAGUUUGGAGCGGGCAUAAACCACAGGAAGGAUGACGGAGAGCGUGCUCCACAUCGUAUUAGCGUCACAAAGCGAAGUGAUAUUACUACUAGCGCCAAAAAUUUGGGCUGCAGCCAGCACUUGCUCUACGAAACCAAGAAACGAAGUGAUAUUGUCCACCAUCCGAUUGGCUUGCAGUCUCCUAGAAGCUCGGGUACUACGGGUCGUUCUCGUGGACCCGCCGGUGAGGUGGAUGCUGAGAAGGACGUGAAUGCCAGAGACAUUCAUGUCACGCCUGCGCAGUUGCACCUCAGCAAUAAUGGUCAACCUGGUCGUGCAGGUCCUCCAGCUCGUUUGGGCCCCACGAAGAUGCAAGUAAGCUUCGGCCUCGACGUGAAAUGGACCCAUGUUCGCAGAGAAAUGGCAGAAGCCGAUGUGAAAAUGAAGAAACCCUGUUUCGUCAUGGUUGUGAUCGACGACUGUGCUUUGUAUUUCCCGGGAUCGGGCGGAAAUCAGAGAAGUGCCUCUACUUCUGGAGUAGACGGCUCUGGCGCACAGACUGGCAUGUCCCGUUACGGGGUCAGCAGAAGUGUGGAGCCUAGUUGUAGUAUGAGAGGACCAGUAGGAGGCAAGAGCGUUCAUCGACAAAGUGAGCGUGCAGGUUCUUCUACUACCCGCCACUCAGGGAAGUCGAUUGGCGCAGCUAACCGCAAACUGCUGAACGCGAGUACAAUGAGCGCCUUCUUGGACCAAGAGUACGUCACUUUCAGCAACGUCCAAUUCAACGAGGAAAAGGAGUAUUUUCGCUUGUACCUCGUAGAUUUACGAGUCGCCUCGGCAGCAAGCGUCUACGAAGGCGAAGACAGUUUGUUGGCUUUUCUAGAGAAGCGGGCGUUCUUAGUUUCGAGGCCGAUGUCGUUUUACGAGUUAGCGAAUGCGCAGAUGCAGCGCGAGUUCUUCGCGGACGAAGCCGUUCCCAUCAAGUACGAGGUCUCUAGCAACUUGAAGAUCGACGCAUAUCGAGCUGCUGACGUCGCUAGAGGUGUCAAGAUGUUGAAGAAAGCAAAGAAACUAGGACGAGGAGAACUCAAUAGUAUGUCCUCUCCUGGAGCAGCAAAUGCAAAUAGUCUUCAUCUUAAACAGGCAAUGUUGAAGCCCUUGAUGAAGUUUCGCGCUGACGUCACUUGGUCUGAGAACGUGAGCGUCCGUAUUGCGAAUCGUGGUCGCGGAGAACUUUUACGUGCUUUACGGCAUGCUAGUCGCGGCGUCGUCAUCACCGAGCCUUUUACCGCGGUAAACCAAAAAGCCCGCAGUCAAAAAGACGACGACUUUGAGGACGACGACGUCGAAGAAGAAGAGACAGCGAUACAGGAUCAAAAUGCUUCUUCCACUGAUCCAGCUGCAGGAAACAACUUUUCUGGCAGCUCCAACCAGGACCUUCAAAACAAGAAGUCUACUCGCAAGAAAGCCAUGAUGCCUGAGAAUUUUUUGACCGCUCUAGGGCGGGAAAUUGGGAAGUAUGUGUAUUGGCGGAAGAGGCAUGAGGAGCUUGAGUUCGAGGUGGGGGAGGACCUGCGCAACGACGGCGACAGCGAUGAUGACGAUGAUGAACAAAUGCACUAUCCUGGAAGUAGUUCCUCGUCAUCUUGUAAGCAUCUUCUAAAUGGCCACGCGAAGUUGCUCAGUGCUGUGGCUUCUGCUAGAAGCGAAGGAAGUCGUAUUACGAAAACGAGUAAAUAUGAAGUAGUACAACUAGACGAUCAUGUGGCUUCGCCUGGCUCGAGCAAUGCGAACAACGUCGUCAAUCUGAGUUCUAUGGAGGAACAGCUGCCCAAGUCCAUGAAGAGCACCCCUUCUGACGAUGCUAGAGUUGGAGAUGUACUGAAUCAUCAUGCUGUUUCUGUAGUUGGGGAUCUGCAAGGAAGUGGUCGUCGAAAGUCCUCUAUGAAACUCCAUGGCACUGUGCAGGCAGCCAAACGCUUGCACGCCGCUGGCCAGAGGGCGCAAGCCAGAAUGCUGCAGCACGCGGCAAGGAAACCAUUGGAGGCGGAGACUGACGCGAACGAAAAAUAUUUCGAGCAAUAUGCUGAAAAAGAUGCAGCUUUUGAGAAAGAUGGACCACAAGGUCCUACUUCACGACAGGCGAGACCUUCCUCAAGCAGAAAGAGCUUGUCAAGGAAAAGUACUCAAGCGGCAAUGGGAGGCGGCAAGAAUGUUGACUUCUUGUACUUCCCGGACGCUACUUCUGCUGCCAAUUCCUCAGAGCCAGAUGAUGGCUCUGAAGAUCUGACAGCGGGAGACGUUUCGGAAUCGCCGAUAGGGGGUGGAGGUCCAAUGACUCAUCCUAAUGAGCACUUACACUUAGGAUCGGAACAACCUGAAUUUGAAGCUACAAUAGGUGCUGCUGUGGGUCUCGGUCAGAGUUCUUCUGUAGAUGAUGAUGAACAACCUGUAGGUUCUGUUUUGGGUUCGGGAGUGGAGGGAAACGCGAACUCUAGAAGCAGUAGAGCGCAAGCAGAAGCUAGUGCAUUUUUCACGAGUGGCAUCAAUCAGACUCUAGCACCAGAUAAUAUUAACGAUGAAGACGGUGAUGUGGAUCUUCCGGAUGUUGGGGCAGCGUCGUCACUACGUGCUAAAGCGAUAGAGGAUGACUUCGAAAAGAACAGAAACAACGUAAUCAGACGACCGAUACCACCAGGACAACAGACUAAGGAUAAGGAUAAUAGCACUUUAGCAGAGCAGCAGCAAGUUGCUGUUGGGGAGGAGGAUAAGACUGAGGACAAGACUGAGGAUGACAGUACUAGUAAGAGUAUCAUCAACACAGCCAGUUUCAGUCAAAAUCGAACUGUGAAGAGCAGCCGAAAGUCCCAAAAAGUUCACGUUGAAGAACUCCGAAAUCAGUCAAUCGACAACUACGUGGAGCAUUCGCAAAAUCAGCGUCCUCGCACCUUGUUUCAACAUGUCCUUAGAGAAGGCAGAAACGAAAAGAUGCGCACUGGUAUUCGCAGUUUCCUGAAAAGGAUGAAAGCACAAGGCUACCGGCUGCCAGACGCCUUAACGCAUCCAACUGGCGGCAACCCAUUCCCGAAAAAGCAUCAUGCAAAAACUGGCGGCAAAAGCCGACACCAGAAAAGAAGCCAUAAGAGCAAGCAUGUGAAAUCUCCACUGAUUCUAAAAGGCGAGAAAAACACAGAGCAAUUCAAGGACCCCAAGGAUGCGGUUGGCAGUGACGAAGAUUUUGAACUGCGUAAAAAACAUAUUGUACCUUGGAAAUAUGGCGGAAAAGACAAAUUCCGAUCCUCCGACCAAGCGUUCGACUUUUCCGACAUGUUUGCGUAUUCUCAUCAAGGCAAGAUCUCCAAAGGACGACGAAAAGGAGGUUCGGACUCCAGUUCAGGCUCCUCCUCCGAUAGUGAUUCAAGCUCAGGCUCUGGCGUUGGUUCUGACGUCGUAGAAGAAGGUAGCUCGUCCUCUAGAGAUGAAGAUGGGGAAGGGAUCAUUACGUCUAGUGACGACUAUAGUGGCAGAUUCACCAAGUUCUUGUCCUCUUCCCCUACCAAGAAGGGCAAAGCAGGUAAAGGAGAGAACAGACGAGGUAAAGAUCGUUCUGGAGCUGACUCAGGAGAUGAAGGUGGAGAAGGUGAAGGUGCUGGGUCCUCCUCUUCUGGAGACGGAAAAGGAGAACAAGGAAAUACUUCUAAGGGCACUGGUAGGCGCAAGAAAAAGGACAAGCCGAUGGCUCGAAACAGUCAACUCUUGUCCUAUCGCGUCCUCCGUCAAAACGCGUUAGCAGCAGCUAGAGUAUCGUCGAAAAAAGGUAAGGGAGGGAAAAAGGCUGGCGGAAAAGGUACGUGGAAUGCUGAGGAUAGUGGUGCUGAGGAGCGAGGUUCUGGCAGUGAAGAACAGCACGGGAAUUCUGAGGAUGAUGAAAAGGCGCGACGCAUGCUCACAGCGGAGAUGAGAAAACUCUCCCAGAGGCAUCUAUCUCCUGCGCAGAAAGCUUACAUUCGCGAACGCAUUGCUUUGCUGGUCGAAAACGGCAUUCUGGAAUCCCUUCCCAGAUCCCUGGAGAAUAACGAGUACGUGGAUCAGAUCAAAAUAGCUCUUCGUGUAGACGAUGACGAAGCUGCUGCAGGAGGCAAGAAGGGAACCCUUGCCAGUGCGCAGAGGAAAUUGAAGCAGUUUGAUUAUCAGCGGUUCUUGGAAGAGGAAAGAACGCGUGGGUUUUCUACAACGGAUUCGGAGUUGAUGUACGAAUCCCUGGAGGGCACCGACAGCAGCUCUUCUGAAGACGAGAAGGAAGGUCACGGGGGCAACAAUCGGAAACGAGGCGACGGUACAGGUACUGACAGUGACGAGAGUUGUUCAGCUGACAUCGGAAGUGACGAAGACAAUGAACUGAGCAGAAAAUCGAAAAAGAAAAGGAAAAAGAGUAGUGGACAUCAUGCAGUGACCUUUGACUCUCUACCCCUACCACAAGCAGCGGUAGAACUGAUCCGAUCGUCUGACGACAUCGACAAAAACGCCAGGCAAUUGCUCCAACUGGACUUUCAAUUGGUGGAAGUUCUGCUGGUUAUCAACACAAGCCCGGACGCCUUAACGGCUGCACGCGUCGCUGCAGAAUCGGUCAAGGUGGAGCAGUCGUCCUCGGAUAUUAGAAGAGGACCCGCGCAAGUCGGCACCGGAGCUGGAGCCUCUGCAGGGGAAUCCUCAGACAGCAAGCAGCCAGCGAACCUCUUCUCUCCAGAGAACAAGUCUGAAAACCGAAAAGUCAUAGGCUUACUCGGAACACCACAGGCUUUGGAAGGACUUCUAGCGGUCUUAGCAAGAAAGCACAUUCCAGUCUGGAACAAAUUUGUGGUACCUGGAUACUCACCGAAAGUCGACGAUCUGGAGCGGUACUUUGAUGACCAGGGUGCAACGUUUUACCGCGAAAUCGCGCACACAGCGCCAGAUGCCGCGUACUUGUAAGGCUUAGGGUUUUCAGUGUGAUGAAAAUUUAGGACUUAUAUCGGACAGAGUAGAGCUGAUCUUAUGAUAUGGUAUGGACGUAGAAAAAACAUUUCCCUAUUAUAAGGAGGUGUUCUCAACAAUGAAACAGUAAAAGAACUAACAAGACUCAGAGGGCAGCAGAGGUAAAACAAGUACUACAACUAGCUAGCUCGCUGCAUCAGCCAGAAUGGAAAUUCGACAUUUCUCAUUCAUUUAUUCACACUACAUGGGGGAAAGAGACCCAAGAAAGCAACUAAGCAGAUUUGAAAGUUGAAAGAAACUAAAAAGUCUACCUCUAGUACAACCCUCUUUUUUGAAAUUCUACCUACGGAGACAUCAAGAUCGCAAGGCCCAACACGAUCGCGCACCAGCUACAUUUGAAUACUGUGUUGUAAUUUAAACAAGAAAUUCUUGUACGAAAAAUUUGAUUCCGUAGUGUUGUCUACGAUGACUACUUAGACAAAAUGAUUCACAGCAGUGGCACACGCAGGACAUACAUCAAAGGAUACUCUAAGAAUAUCAAUGUCAUCUUCAGGAUUUUUUUUGGGAUAAUUCAUUUCAUCAUCUAUCACACUAACAAUAACAGUUGUAACAAAAAGAAGCUAAAGUAGCUGUAGCUGUAGUAGGAUUAUCAAGAAUACUAAGUAAAAGCAUGAGCAUGUGAGGUGAAUCUUCUGUAUAUCAAUCGUUUGGGGAUUAACAAUAAUAACAAUACCAUAUGAUCUUCUUGAACGCUGUUGUAUUACAAAUGUUGUAUAGGAACGACUAGCGAAUCCGACGUGGAACCAUUGUACAAUACGCAUAAGGAAUUG
Messenger RNA from Amoebophrya sp. A25, 7916 nucleotides. The record is from the annotation of a GenBank genome assembly. NCBI's taxonomy places the organism in Eukaryota, Dinophyceae, Syndiniales, Amoebophryaceae.